AUGGCUUCAGGAGACCUGUACGAGGUGGAGCGAAUUGUUGACAAGAGGCGGAACAAAAAGGGCAAGUGGGAAUACCUGAUCAGGUGGAAAGGCUAUGGGAGUAAAGAGGACACUUGGGAACCAGAGCACCAUCUUCUUCACUGUGAGGAGUUUAUCGAUCAAUUUAACGGAGAUAGACUCAACAAAAGCAUUGCAUGCAAAGCGCCCCCUGGUCCUGGGCUGCCUCCUGCUCCCCCAGAGCAGAUGGUCCAGCGUGGUCAGAAUGGACUCGAAAACGGAAACAUGGAGCCCGUACUGUACAGAGCAGCAACACGACCACAGAGACCACCUCCAGCGAGGCGACACACAGACAUGACCCAGCCAGAGUUUCCCAGUGAACUCGGGCCUCAUCUGGUCAAUGGAAAAUUGAAUUUGCACAACUCGGUUAAACGAAAACUGAUUGAAGACAAAGGCAGCGCCAUCGACAAACGGCUCAGGUACAAUGUGCGACAGAACGAGGGCAACAGUCGGUUCAGGGACAUCGUGGUGAGGAAAGAGGAAGGCUUCACUCAUGUGCUUCUGUCCAGCCAGACCACAGACAACAACGCUCUGACGCCUGAGAUCAUGAAGGAGUUGUGCCGGGCUCUGGGCAGUGCAGCUGCAGAUGACAGUAAGCUGUUACUGCUCAGUUCUGUCGGCACAGUGUUCUGCAGCGGACUGGAGCCCUCCUACCUGAUUGGCCGUUUGUCAACUGAUCGCAGGAAAGAGAGCUGUCGCAUUGCUGAGGCUGUACGAGAGUUUGUGUUGGCAUUUAUACACUUUAAGAAGCCAAUUGUAGUAGCCAUAAAUGGCCCAGCACUGGGCUUGGGGGCUUCCAUAUUACCCCUCUGCGACGUGGUGUGGGCGAGUGAGAGAGCCUGGUUUCAAACUCCAUGCGCUGCCCUGCACCUCACUCCCUCUGGUUGCUCAUCAUACACAUUUCCUCAAAUCCUAGGGGUAGCUCUGGCAAAUGAGAUGUUGUUCUGUGGAAGGAAGUUGACCGCUCAGGAGGCCUGCAGUCGAGGCUUGGUGUCACAAGUGUUCUGGCCCACCACAUUUAACCAGGAGGUCAUGCUACGAGUGAAGGAAAUGGCCUCUUGUAAUGCAGUAGUCUUAGAAGAAUCAAAAUGCCUUGUUCGGGGAAUAAUCAUCUCAAUUUUGGAGGAGGUGAAUGUGAAGGAGUGUCAGAUGCUGAGGCAGCUCUGGUGCUCCACCAAAGGUCUGGAGACACUGUUCAGUUACCUUCAUAGCAAGUCUUACGACAAAUGA
Molecule: messenger RNA, 1287 nt
Organism: Knipowitschia caucasica
Lineage: Eukaryota; Metazoa; Chordata; Actinopteri; Gobiiformes; Gobiidae
Source: the annotation of a GenBank genome assembly